Lutzomyia longipalpis is the source of this 744-nucleotide messenger RNA. RefSeq names its product keratin, type II cytoskeletal 2 epidermal-like. NCBI's taxonomy places the organism in Eukaryota, Metazoa, Arthropoda, Insecta, Diptera, Psychodidae. The record is from RefSeq and is a predicted model, not a curated record. The transcript has 2 exons. Bases 1 to 744 code for a protein of 247 amino acids.
AUGAAGUGGAUACUUGUUCUGAUCUAUUGUGUGGUGAAUUCAUUCCCUUCCCGGGCUGAUGGGCAGGUUCAGUUGACUGUGGAUGUUGCUGGUGAAGCUAAAACCUCCGUGAACAUACGACCAGAUUGUCCACAAGGUGUGUCGUUAAAUGAAAUUUUUCAGCGGAAGAAGAGAGCUGCACCUCCCAUUCGACCAUUUAGUGUUGAAACGGGUCCUGGAAGUGCUCCAAGCGCAUCUGGUUCCAUGGGCAGUAGCGAUUAUUCUACAAUGGUAGGUGAUCAAUCAAGCUUCCAACCAGCUCCUGCUCCGGGACCUGCUUCUGCACGACAACCCGGUGGAGGAAUGGGUAGCAUGGGAAGUGGCGGUUCAGGAGGCAUGGGAGGUAGUGGAUUUGGAGGUAGUGGAAUGGGAGGUGGUGGAAUGGGAGGCAUGAGAGGUGGUGGAAUGGGUGGCCCACCAUUUGGAGGACCAAACGGUGGCAGAGGAUCACGCAAUGAUCGCUACCGUGGUGAGGGCAGAAGAUGUCGAGGACCUAAUUCCAAUGGCCCAGGCUGUAGGAGACAACGAGGUGAUUUUGGACGCAGAGGCCAUCGUAGGCCAAACUACGAUGACUAUGGUGGCGGUGGCUAUGAUCGGGGAAGGCCAGGAUCGAGGGGACCACGAAACCAAAUGAAUCAACGAAUGGGGAAUCCUCGUGGAGCUUCAGGAAGCACCACUGCAUCAAGUGAUGACUACAGCUAUUAA